Messenger RNA from Eptesicus fuscus (big brown bat), 4955 nucleotides. It is a transcript of the gene ZNF286A, whose product is annotated as zinc finger protein 286A. The record is from RefSeq and is a predicted model, not a curated record. Gene Ontology annotation, molecular function: DNA-binding transcription repressor activity, RNA polymerase II-specific. The transcript is spliced from 6 exons. Gene Ontology annotation, biological process: negative regulation of transcription by RNA polymerase II. The coding region runs from base 307 to 1875 and encodes 522 amino acids. NCBI's taxonomy places the organism in Eukaryota, Metazoa, Chordata, Mammalia, Chiroptera, Vespertilionidae.
CACGCAUGCGCGACUCCGAGCUGGCCCGAGAAGUUCGUAGCCUUUGUCCAGCCCGGAUGGGAGGUACAGUGCCAAGCGGCAGGAACAGGCAUCUGAGGAUCGGUCUCCGGGACCUGGCCCCGGGAGCCGGGUGCCAGCAUCCUGGGACCGAGGAAGAAGCAGGACCUGAGCUGGUGGCAGCCUUCAGCAGCGCCCCGCCGGCCGGCAGGAGGGAGGACGGGCCUUCUCGCUGUGACGUGCCGAGCGGUCUAAAUUGAGGAGCGGGGAGACGGGGGAUCCGGACCUUCAGAACCGGGACGAUUGGUGAUGAUGGAGAGAGAUUUGGCCGAAAUGCCCGAGAAGAGAGCUACGUCUUCCCAGGAUUCUUUCUUUUCCCAAGAGAAGAGCACAGAAAAGGGAGAAGUGACAGCUCUCCGCCUCACAGCCCGGUCCCAGGCAUCCGUGACGUUCAAGGAUGUGGCCAUGGACUUUACCCCUGAGGAGUGGGGGAAGCUGGAUCCUGCACAAAGGGACGUGAUGCUGGAGAACUAUAGGAACCUGGUCUCGCUUUGGCUUCCAGUUUCCAAGCCUGAGAACUACAAUUUGGAGAACGGAAAGGAAAUAUUGAUGUUUGAGAGAAAAGUCCCCAGAAGCAGCUAUUCAGACUCAGAGAGUAGACCUGAGAACAACGAUUCAACUUCAGUGCAAGAUUUUUCCAAAGAAGAAUCGUGCCAGGUUGCAAUAAUAGACAGACUGACAGGAAAUCGUGUCUAUGAUACCAACCUGAAAACAACUUUUGAAUGUGAAAAUUUAUUAGAGAAUCAGCAAGGAAAUCAGGGGAGACACUUGAGAGAAAUGUUCACCUACAUUAAUUCACUCCCUGAAGAAAGAGCUCAUGAGCAUGAUGUAUAUUGGAAAAACUUUAGUCAGAAGUCUGUCCUUCUCACUCAAGACAGAGUUCCAAAAGGAUCCUAUGCCUUCCAUACACUUGAAAAGAGAUUGAAACAGAAAUCAAACUUAAGGAAAAAACAGAGAACCUAUAAAGAGAAAAAACCUCAUAAAUGUAAUGAUUGUGGUGAACUAUUCACUUACCAUUCAGUGCUUAUUCGACACCAGAGAGUCCAUACUGGAGAGAAACCCUAUAGCUGUGAUGAAUGUGGGAAAUCUUUUAGCCACAGAGCUAAUUUAACUAAACAUCAGAGAACUCAUACUAGAAUUCUCUUUGAGUGCAGUGAAUGCAAGAAAGCCUUUACAGAAAGCUCAUCCCUUGCAAUACAUCAGAGAAUUCACAUUGGAGAGAGACCUUAUGAAUGCAAUGAAUGUGGGAAAGGAUUUAAUCGAAGUACACAUCUUGUACAGCAUCAGUUGAUCCAUACUGGAGUGAAGCCUUAUGAAUGUAAUGAAUGUGAUAAAGCUUUCAUUCAUUCCUCAGCACUCAUCAAACAUCAAAGAACUCAUACUGGAGAGAAACCCUAUAAAUGUCAGGAAUGUGGGAAAGCUUUUAGCCAUUGCUCGUCCCUGACUAAACAUCAGAGAGUUCAUACUGGAGAAAAGCCAUAUGAAUGUAGUGAAUGUGGAAAAACCUUUAGUCAGAGCACACAUCUUGUUCAGCAUCAAAGAAUUCAUACUGGAGAGAAACCCUAUGAGUGUAACGAAUGUGGGAAAACCUUCAGCCGGAGUUCAAAUUUUGCUAAACAUCAAAGAAUUCAUAUUGGAAAGAAACCAUACAAAUGUAAUGAAUGUGGAAAAGCCUUUAUUCAUUCAUCAGCUCUUAUUCAACACCAGAGAACUCAUACUGGAGAGAAACCCUAUAGAUGUAAUGAAUGUGGGAAAAGCUUUAAGUGCAGUUCAUCCCUCAUCAGACAUCAAAGAAUUCAUACAGAAGAGCAACCCUGAAAAAUUAUUAAAUGUAAAGAAAUGUAAGUUGGUUUUAUCACUGUUAAAUUCAAGAUUGUUUAGGUGGAAGAUGCUUAAAAUGCUGCUUAUAGACCAAUUUUGUAUACAUCUGAUUUUACAUGCAUAGUACAUACAUAUUUUUGAGCCAUAAACAAAAUGUUCCUUACACCCAUUGAUUUAAUAAUUAUGAAAGCUACUAGCCAGAGACUUCAUAUUUUGAGCCCUAAUCCCUCCCUAAUACCUUUUUAUGGAUGUUCAAGAAAUCCUUAGGAAUGGGUAGCAAUAUAAUCAUUGUAGAAUCCAGUUUCUCCCUCUUUGUAAGGAAGUUCUCAUUUAUUAGGUUAGGCAGAGGGUUCAUAUCCUUAUUAUCAGGAAGAUACAGAGUUGUACCUCUUUGAAUCCAAAAACAGAGAUCCAGAUUUAUAGGUAGUGUCAUUUCCUUUAUAUUAGCUAUAAAAAGUUAAAGGUUAAGAGUUGAAAUAUGCUUUGUAUUCCUUCUCUACCCCAAAGGCUACUCUCAAAUUUGAUGAACGUAAAUAGAAUUUAUUUACAGCAGGUUCUAAGUUAGAGUCACAUGAAUUCUGCUUGUAGACUUAGAUAAUUGUCUUUCUGCUGUGUAGAACUUCAUUUUCUACUUCCUUGGAGGUUGCCCUGAAGUAGAAUGGGUCAAAAUCUUAACUCUAGUUUUUGAACAAGUCCUUCUUUUCUUGUCCUUGGCAUUCAUUGAAUAAAUCAUUGGUUUUCUAUAAUUACAGUAUUAGGAAUAUUUUGUUCUUUACAUUCUGCUUUCUGUAAACUAUGCUUUGUCACUUUGAGGAAAAGCCACUGGGAUGUUGAGGGUCUGAAAAGUUGAUGGGUUCAAUGUGUUAUGUUUAGGAUCCCAGUCAAGAAACAUAACUGAAGCACCUGUGAGACACAAGGACACUUUCCUGUCAGAUGUGGAAAAUAGCUCACAGGACAAUGACUCACUUGAGGAUAAACAGCUUCCCUCUAUUAAGAAGUUGGCCAUUUCUCUGACCUUCAUGUUUACCCACAUGUUUUGUUCCUAUUCUCUUUAUAUGAUGUAUCCCAGAAUGAAAUCACAUGAUAUAUUGAUAUAUUGACAUACGUACAUGGGUGACCAAAGACUACUAAUGGGAUAAGGAACACAAAAGCGCUCAAAUAUCUAGCAAAACUAUACAAAUGUCAGGUUUUUUUUGUUACUCUAUUACAUAUUGUGUGAAAAGAAGAUUUUAAAGUAGAGGGAAAAGUAGUUAUAGAUUUCUUCUUCCCUUCUAAAUUCUUUUAUGAACAUUCAGCACCACCAGUCCAUGUUUUGCCCCCUCCAAAUUAUCCCUGUGACUUAUAAUUCCCUCUCUGUAGACUUUACUUAUAUUAUUGAAGAAGAAUAGGAGAAUAAAAUUUUUUAAAAUGGUGGUAGUAGAGAGCAUUAAGGAUGGAUUGAGCAUAAAUCCAGCAAUGAUGGAAAUCAAACAAUAUGAAAGAAAUGGGGCUAAAAAAUUAUUGUAAAGAAUUUUUAAAAACACAUUGAAAGGGGUUGAGAAGAUUGGGAAGGCUCAAGGUCUCAGAGGUCAGGGUAGGAGAAUAGCUGAUGAGCAACAUAAAGGAAAAGGAACUCAACCCUUGUUAUCACUUUAAUAUUCAAUAUUGAUCUAAAGCAGGAAUUGACAAACUGGCCUGCACCCAUAGACCAAGUUCAUCUGCUGUUACUGUGAAUGUUUAAUUGAAUACGGCCACACUCAUUCAUUUACAUGUUUUGUUUGGCUAUUUUAUACUAUAAUGGCAGAGUUGAGUAGUUGUAGCAGAGAGUAUAUAUCCUGAAAAGCCUAAAAUACAUGGUAUUUCUCAAUAUGCCAAAUGCUUGAGUGAAAAAUAAAUGCAUCAUUUGGAGGCCAAAAUUUGACUAACAAAAUAAAGUCAACAUGGGCUUUUCAAAGCUGGGUUUUAAUUCUGCCAUCUCUGAUUAGAAUUAUGUGACCUUGAGAAGGACCUGGAACAAUAAAUUAUAUAGAUUCUCCUCUCUCCCUCUACCACUCCCUUUCUCCAGAUGUGUGUACACACACACAUACACACACAUUAAUGAAGUGAUGUCUUAGUUCAUUUGAGCUGUACAACAUUCAAUUAUCACAGUUCUGGAAACUAGGAAGUCCAAGCUCAAGGCCCUGGCAGAUUCGGUGUCUGAUGUGAAAGGGCAGAGGGAGCUCUGGGACCUCUUUUAUAGGGGUACUACUGACCCCAUUCAUGAGAGUUCUGUCAUCAUAAUGUAAUUACCUUUUAAAAGCCCCCAUCUCCUAAUACAGUGAUGGCAAACCUAUGACACGUGUGUCAGCGCUGACACGCGUAGCCAUUUCUGAUGACAUGCGGCCGCAUGCUGAGGAUGAAACAUUUGCUGCUCCUGAGGCUGAAACAUUUGCAACUAGAGUCUUGGAGUUAGUUUUUUUCCUCAAAGUGACACACUACCCGAGUUAUGCUCAGUUUUUUGGCGAAGUUUGACACACCAAGCUCAACAGGUUGCCCUUCACUGUCCUAAUACCAUCACUUUGGGAUUAGGUUUCAAUGUGAAUUUUUGAGGGGACACAAACAUUCAGUCUAUAGCAAGUAGCUAAGCAUCUAUCAGUAGGAAUUAAGAAUGAGUGUCUCCUACCCCUUCUGUUUGCUGAUUAAGAACUGUAAGCAUUCUGCUGUCAGCUCAUGAUAGAGAAAGGGCUUCACUUUCUACUCUUGCUUCUAUCUGGUACUGUACCUACACACUCCCCUUUAGACCUUGAGGAAUCUGCUUUUUUCCCUUCUGGGUACCACUUAACGAGGAGCUAUCUGGUAGUUCCAAAGACUCAGGUUUGUAAUCAAAUGGCAGUUUAAGUGAUGUUAAAGGAUUUGCUCUGUUUUACUGAGAACUCUGGCCCUUUGCAUUUCAGUAUUUGUUCUUUUUAUACCUGGUGUUCAAUCUGACUGUGUGUGUGUACCUUGACAUAAAUCUUGGAAGUUUUAGCGGUCUGCUUUUCAAAUAUUUUUUUGUUACCUAUAAACUAAAUUUGACUGCUCUUAUUGGCCCACUGUCAAUAAAGAUGUUUAUACAUUUA